Messenger RNA from Erigeron canadensis, 1125 nucleotides. RefSeq names its product pollen-specific leucine-rich repeat extensin-like protein 3. NCBI's taxonomy places the organism in Eukaryota, Viridiplantae, Streptophyta, Magnoliopsida, Asterales, Asteraceae. The record is from RefSeq and is a predicted model, not a curated record. The transcript has a single exon. The coding region runs from base 1 to 1125 and encodes 374 amino acids.
AUGGUGGGGCAACACCACAUUUUAGUAACCAUAAUCCUUGCGUUACUCUUGAUAAGUUGCUCCAUUUCCGAACCCAUCACCACUCAUCCACCUGAUCACCACCAUCAAUUCAACGUUGAUAAGAGAGCCCCGUCAAGAAAUCGCGCUAGAUCACGUAGUCGCGGUUCUCGAGGAGCGGGUAAUAGUGGGCGUAGAUCAUCAUCAUCAUCAAAUUGUGACCCAUUAUAUGACUAUCUAUUUGGAAGUUGUGGCCAAUGGCCAUUUGGUCGCAACUCUCCUAACAACCCUUUUACGUCACGGCCGUCGUCACCUCCACGGCUUCCACCGCCAGUCGUCCCAUCUCCCCCACCAAUAGCCGCUGCCCCACCGCCUGUGGUUCCACCACCAGCACCACCACCUGUAGUUCCACCUCCAGCGCCACCACCAGCCACGCCCCCUCCAGCACCACCACCAGUAGUCCCAUCUCCACCACCACCAUCACCAUCACCCCCGCCGCCGCUAGUGGCAUCACCACCACCACCGGAAGAAACACCUCCGGUAUUAUCCCCACCACCAGACUACAUUCUACCUCCAGCAGUACCUGAGCUACCACCUGAUAAUCCCGUUGACUCUCCACCGUAUGUCCCGAUAUUUUCGCCGCCGGCGCUUGGUGAUGAUUCAAAUUCACCACCAUAUGUUCCGAUAUUCGCACCGCCGGCUGAUGAUACUAGUCCGCCGGACACCAUGCAGCCACCUUCUUUGCCUAUAUUUUCACCACCCCAAGUUGAAUUACCACCUAUAACAGACCCCGGACAACAAUUUCCACCGGAACUUGAUCCCGGACAGCAGUUUCCUCCGGCGUUUGAUCCCGGACAACAAUUUCCUCCGGCAUUUGAUCCCGGACAACAGUUCCCACCGUACGUUGAUCCUGGCCAACAGUUUCCGCCGGCAUUCGAUCCCGGUCAACAAUUUCCGCCGGCAAUUAUUGAUCCCGGGCAACAAUUUCCACCGGCAUUUGAUCCAGGCCAACAGUUUCCACCGGUGAAUGAGAACCCGAUAACAGGCGGUGGACAACCGUUCUUUUCAACGCCGAAUACGCCGACGGUAGAACUGCCACCGAUGAUCGAAGCUCCUCCCUUUGACUAA